AUGGCCAGCCCACCGCCUGUCCCGGAGGACCAAACCCGCCUCCUUGAGGAGGCAUUGGGGGUGGUGAGGCAACAGUCGGCCAUGAUGCGCAAAUGCUUAGAGACCCCUGGGAAGCUCAUGGAUGCGCUCAAGUGCGGAUCGACUCUAGUAUCCGAAUUGCGAACACCUAGCCUCGGUCCGAAGCAGUAUUACGAACUCUACAUGGCCGUUUUCGAUGCGCUGCGACACCUAUCCGUCUACCUGAAGGAGAAUCACCCGGUGAACCACCUAGCGGACCUGUACGAGCUCGUCCAGUAUGCCGGGAAUAUCGUUCCUCGCUUGUACCUCAUGAUCACCGUCGGGACUGUGUACAUGUCAGUGGAGGAUGCGCCGGUCAAGGAAAUUAUGAAGGAUAUGAUGGAGAUGAGCCGUGGUAUUCAGCACCCGAUUCGGGGUCUGUUUUUGCGAUACUAUCUCUCCGGUCAAGCACGGGACUACUUGCCUUCUGGGACUGGAGAUGGACCGGAGGGAAAUCUGCAGGAUUCGAUCAAUUUCGUUUUGACCAAUUUCGUGGAAAUGAACAAGCUCUGGGUGCGGCUUCAGCACCAGGGCCCAUCACGAGAGCGAGAACGACGGAUACAAGAGAGACGUGAGCUUGAGCUACUCGUGGGUAGCAACGUUGUUCGUCUGAGUCAGUUGGUGGAUCUCGAGGCAUACCAGUCUGGUAUCCUGCAAGCACUUCUGGAACAGGUGGUGCAGUGUCGCGAUGUUCUAGCGCAGGAAUAUCUCCUAGAAGUGAUCACCAAGGUCUUCCCAGAUGAAUUCCACCUCCACACCCUGGACCUCCUUUUGUCCGCUAUCGCCCGACUGAACCCAUACGUCGAUCUCAAGAAAAUUGUCAUUGGGUUAAUGGACCGUCUUUCCACAUACGCGGCGAAGGAAGGAGAGACAGAAUCAGCUGAGCCGGACUCAGAAGCUCGGAAACAGAGCGAAGAGGACGCGGUCGCUCGAUUAUUGGAGAAGCUGGAACUUGACAAGGAGACGAAAAAGCAAGAAUCAAGCGAGACUGCCAAGGGCAAGGCACCUCAAGAGAAUGGGACUGAGGUGCCAAGCAGCAGCGAGGAGCCGAAGACUACAGAGCCUACUAGCGAGAAAGACACGAAGCCUAGCCUUCCUGCGGAGGUCAAGCUUUAUGACAUCUUCUAUGAUCAGGUUGUCAACUUGAUCAAGACCCGUGCAUUGCCAAUCCAAGAUACCAUGGCUCUUCUAGUAUCGCUUGUCAAUCUUGCAUUGAACAUUUACCCCGAUCGGUUGGAAUAUGUUGAUCAGGUCUUGGAUUUUGCGGCCCAAAAGACAGCCGAAUACACUGACCACGCUGAUCUGCACUCAGCACCGACACAGCAACAGAUCCUGCAACUUCUUAACGCCCCCAUCCGUUCUUAUGUCUCGAUUUUUACUGCCCUAGCUUUGCCACACUAUCUGCCACUCCUGACAUCGCAGUCGUAUCCCACUCGGAGAUCUAUUGCAGGUGAGAUUAUCAAGAGUCUGCUCAAAAACAAGAUUGUCAUUUCGAGCCCAGAGAACCUUGACCGAGUUUUACAAACCGCAAGAGUUUUGAUCAAGGAGGGUAUCCAACAAACUGUUGGAUACCCGGGAGUGCAAAAUCAGCGCCGUGGAGGAGAAACGGAUGAGACAGUUGAGGAGCAAGGGUGGCUCGCAAGAUUGGUGCAUUUGAUUCAGGGGCCAGACAAUGAUACUCAGCUUAAGCUCCUUCAGGCAACGCGCAAGGCCUAUGCGGAUGGAAAUGAGCGCAUCCGUUACACCACCCCUGCUAUUGUGACAGCUUCGAUUCGCCUAGCUCGGAAGUUGAAGUCCCGCGAGCACUACGAUGACAACUGGCAGUCGCAAUCAUCCGCUCUAUACCGCUUCCUGCAUCAAUGCGUAAACAACCUGUACCAGCGGGUGAAUCCAGGCUGCGUCGACUUGGCGCUGCGGUUGUUUGUAAUGUGCGGUGAGGUCGCAGACCAGACUGGCUUUGAAGAAGUUAGCUACGAGUUCUUCGCGCAAGCAUUUACCAUCUACGAAGAUUCUAUUAGCGACUCUCGUGCCCAAUUUCAGGCAGUCUGCAUCAUAUCUGGGGCCCUACACGGUGCACGCGGCUUCUCCAAGGAGAACUACGAUACCUUGAUUACCAAAGCCGCACUCCAUGGCAGCAAGCUUCUCAAGAAGCCAGAUCAGUGCCGCGCAGUUUACCUUGCAAGUCACCUAUGGUGGGUUGUUGAGAACCCGCAGCGCGGGGAGGAGGAUCCCAAGAAUCUCUACCGCGAUGGGAAAAGAGUUCUGGAGUGCCUCCAGCGAGCUCUUCGUGUUGCCGACGCCUGCAUGGAUACAGCCGUUUCUGUCGAGCUUUUCGUCGAGAUCCUCAAUCGUUAUGUCUAUUACUUCGACCAGCAAAACGAGACGGUCACCACCAAGUACCUGAAUGGACUUAUUGAGCUCAUCCACUCGAAUCUAUCGAACACCGAGGAUGAGCCCAACCCCAACCUCGAUGGCCCCAAGCGUCAUUUCGAACGUACGCUCGAGUACAUCCGGACCCGAGACUACGAAGGCGUUGUUACCGAGAAGCAGUAG
Messenger RNA from Penicillium longicatenatum, 2610 nucleotides. RefSeq names its product vacuolar protein sorting-associated protein 35. The record is from RefSeq and is a predicted model, not a curated record. Lineage: Eukaryota; Fungi; Ascomycota; Eurotiomycetes; Eurotiales; Aspergillaceae. The coding region runs from base 1 to 2610 and encodes 869 amino acids. The transcript is spliced from 5 exons. Gene Ontology annotation, biological process: retrograde transport, endosome to Golgi; intracellular protein transport. Gene Ontology annotation, cellular component: retromer, cargo-selective complex; retromer complex; late endosome.